AUGGCGGCCUCGGCGGCGCUGGCCAGCACGAUGGUGAGCAACGCCUCCUUCGUCAGGGGGAGGCCCUCUGUGGGGAGCCUUCGCGCCACCGGCAACGUGGGACAGGCGCUCUUCGGGCUCAAGGCCGGCAGGGGCCGCGUGACGGCCAUGGCCACCUACAAGGUGAAGCUCGUCACCCCCGACGGCACGCAGGAGUUCGACUGCUCCGACGACGUGUACAUCCUGGACCAGGCGGAGGAGGUGGGGAUCGAUCUGCCCUACGCGUGCCGCGCGGGUUCCUGCUCGUCCUGCGCCGGGAAGGUGAAGGGCGGGGAAGUCGACCAGUCCGACGGCAGCUUCCUCGACGACGACCAGAUCGACGAGGGAUGGGUGCUCACCUGCGUCGCCUACCCGUCCUCCGACGUCGUCAUUGAAACCCACAAGGAGGAGGAGCUCACCACCUCCUGA
Messenger RNA from Spirodela intermedia, 447 nucleotides. The record is from the annotation of a GenBank genome assembly. Lineage: Eukaryota; Viridiplantae; Streptophyta; Magnoliopsida; Alismatales; Araceae.